Ictidomys tridecemlineatus (thirteen-lined ground squirrel) is the source of this 939-nucleotide messenger RNA. The record is from RefSeq and is a predicted model, not a curated record. Lineage: Eukaryota; Metazoa; Chordata; Mammalia; Rodentia; Sciuridae.
AUGGGUAAGGGUUACCUGAAGGGCUUUGGGGGACGGCAUAUUCCCCUGUCAGGAUUCCUAAGCCCUAACAGUCCAAGAAUGGAGGUGGUGGAAGUUGAACAGUUGAGAGCAAUAGACAGUCUUUUGGAAUCUCCUGCAGUGCUUUACUCCCUACAUGGCCUAUAUUUCCUCUGGGCCAAGAAUGGUGCCGUCUACCAGACCUUCUGUGACAUGACCUCUGCGGGUGGUGGCUGGACCCUGGUGGCCAGUGUGCACGAGAACAACGUGGCUGGGAAGUGCACAGUGGGCGAUCGGUGGUCCAGCCAGCAGGGCAACAGAGCAGACUACCCAGAGGGGGACAGCAACUGGGCCAAUUACAACACCUUCGGGUCUGCAGAGGCGGCCACCAGUGACGACUACAAGAACCCUGGCUACUACGACAUCCAGGCUGCGGACCUGGGCAUCUGGCAUGUGCCCAACAAGAGCCCCAUGGAGAACUGGCAGAACAGCUCUCUGCUGAUGUACCGCACAACAAAUGGCUUCUUCCGAGAUCUGGAACACAAUCUGUUUGGCCUCUACCAGAAAUAUCCAGUGAAGUAUGGAUUAGGGAAAUGUUGGAAUGACAAUGGCCCAGCAAUACCUGUGGUCUACGACUUUGGUGAUACUCAGAAAACCUCAUCUUACUACUCACCUAAUGGACAUAGAGAAUUUGUUGCAGGGUUUGUCCAGUUCAGGGUGUUUAAUAAGGAGAGAGCAGCCAACGCUCUGUGUGCUGGGGUGAGAGUCACUGGCUGCAACACGGAGCACCACUGCCUUGGUGGAGGAGGAUUCUUCCCAGAGAGCAAUCCCAAGCAGUGUGGAGACUUCUCUGCUUUUGACUGGAAUGGACAUGGAACUCAGGUGCAUUUCAGCAACAGCAGGGAGAUAACAGAGGCAGCUGUGCUUCUCUUCUAUCGUUGA